Messenger RNA from Penicillium chermesinum, 309 nucleotides. RefSeq lists its product as uncharacterized. Bases 1 to 309 code for a protein of 102 amino acids. Lineage: Eukaryota; Fungi; Ascomycota; Eurotiomycetes; Eurotiales; Aspergillaceae. The transcript has a single exon. The record is from RefSeq and is a predicted model, not a curated record.
AUGCACAACGCUAAAAGCCUAAGGCGUGGGCCCCCUAUUGGUGGGGGAGUGGUGCCGUUCCUGACAGAUCUGUGCAGCGGUCGCAGGACAAACAGUGUCCUGCAAGCAGAUCCACUUCCCCUCUCCCUCCCCGAGUUCCUAAUGGUUCCUAACGAGUAUCUCUCGCCGAUCGACCGAGCACAAUCUGGCCAGGCGGACCUGGUAAUGAGAGCAGAAUAUGAAAUUGAAGCUCGAAGACCCGCAUCGCUACCAGCGGAUCAGUAUGUGCCUGGGCUUUGCCCAAGUGGCUUUGGUCCGGGGAAGGGCUAA